AAAGUUACCCACAGUGCUUUGCGUCCAACGGUAGGCUUACAGCUGGUGCUAGUGCUAAUACGCAGCCAAACCGUGACUGUUUAAACAUGACUUUAAAUGUAAGUCGUAAAACAGGAGUGACCCACUGCUGAGCUCUUCUUCAUCUUGAGGGCAGUGUGAAUGUCAGAGGUGAUGAUGAUCAUUAUCAUCAUCAUGGUUUCAUAUGCAUAAUCAAGGCUGCUGUGACCUUCUUCUCAUGAGGAUGUCUUCAGAAAAUCUCUGACAGCCAGAUGGAUGCGUUUUUGGGAACCCUUCGUGAUCAUGAUGUCAGCUCCGUCCUGACAUCCUGUGAGCCUGAACUCCAGGAGCUCAUGAGGCAGAUUGACAUCAUGGUGAAUCACAAGCGCGGCGAGUGGGAGGCGGAGGUACGAGCACUGGAGGUGCGACUGCAUAAUGGUCAGGAAGAGCUCCAGUCAGCCAAAGAACUGCUGGACAAGAGGAACUUGGAGGUACGAGUGCUUGGGAAGCAGCUCGAUGAGAUGCAAACUGGGAAACAGGAACUGGUAACCAAGUAUGAAGGACAGCUGCAGCAUGUGAGAGAGGAGUUGUCCAAGUUGAAGCGCAGCUAUGAGAAACUUCAACGCAAGCAGCUAAAAGAGGCACGAGAAGGAUCCCGAAGCCGAGAGGAGGACAAGAGUGAAGUUUUGCACCUGAACAACAAGCUAGAGGAGUUUCGUCAGUGCUCAGUAGAGUGGGAUCAGCAGCGGUUGCAGUAUCAGAGGCAGAUUGCUUCUUUAGAGGCCCAGAGGAAGAGUCUGGCAGAGCAAUUCACUCAAAUGCAGUGUCAGGGUACAAUGCGGCGUCAGGAGCAGGGGGAGAUGCAGCAGUUGCGGGCACAGCUGCAACGGGCACAAGACUCCCUACAUGCACAAGAGCUGGAGCUAGAGAGGUUAAGGCUGCUGCAGGAUGAACUGGGAGACUCUCGCAGAGAACAGCAGGUCAGCUGCGGCGCUGCAGCUCACGCUUCUGGCCAGGUUUUGAGUGAAGAGCGGGAGGAGCUGAGGGCUACGCUGGAUGCUCAGGAUCAAUUUGUCAGGAGCUCAGAACUGCAGCAACAGCAGCUGCGCAAUGAGGUGGCUCGUCUGAACCAGGCAUUGCAGGCCAAGGAACAUAUCAUCAGAUCUCUGGAGGAGUGUCUUUCCUCUCGUAGUUCUCCAGGCCUGGCGUCUAUCAGACAGGAGCUAGAGAAAGUUGUCACCAAACUACAUGGCUCUCAAACCUGUGAGGCACACCUAAAAUCAGAGCUCACCCGACUCAGAGAAAAGCUUGAAAGUGUACGGAGGCAGAAAGCAGAAGUAAGUAAGAAAGAACAGGAAUGGAGAAAACUGGAAGAGGAGCAUGCUCACUCUGUGACUGAAGUCAAGCGGCUGCGUGAAGAGCUCCAGCAGGCUGAGCAGAGUCGUUAUGCUGAGGUAGAGGCAAUGAGGAAAGAGGUGUCACUGCUCACGAGCGAACUACACCAGCGUGACAUUACCAUUGCCACCCUCACUGGAUCUGCCUCCAGUGUAGAGCGCCAGUUGCGGGCGGAGGUGGAGCGGGCAGAGCGGCGUGCAGCAGAGCUCAAGAUGACACAAGUACAGCUGGAAACUCUAAAGCUGGAGAAUCAGCACUUAACUGACCUGCUAGAGAGAGUGGAGUCACGAUCUCCAAAGAGGACAGAUGGGGAGCUGGCUAGUUUGAGGGACAGUUAUGUUUCCUCUCUGAAAAGCCUUGAGCAAGAGAAUCAGCAGCUAAGGCAGGAUCUGGCAGAGGUUCGUGCUCGUAUGGAGGCCAGUAACCAGAUGUGGCAGGACAAGUAUGAGAGAGCACUGAUGCAGAGCCACAACAAGAAUGCACACUCCCAUGACAGGUGUGAGGAGGAGCUCAAAGCCGUGAAGAGCCGUUUGCAGGAAAGCUCCUCGCAUUAUGAGCUUCAGAUCCAGUCACUCCUCAAGCAACUGGAAGACCUAUCAUCCUCCUCAUCCCCCCACCGACCCGAUGGUCAAUCACAGGGGAGCAGACCUGCCAUCUCACCAACACCGUCUGCUUCCUCCUCCAGAUCCUCGUCUUCCUCAGCCAUUAAGACCAGAAAGAUAGUGGCUCUGCUGAGCGCUGCAGCUGAAGAGGAGAGGACGCAGGGGUCGGGUUCUGCUGGAGACCCGUUGCAUUUGGAGCAUUUUGCAGGUUCUCCAGCAGGUUCAGUGACUUCUCAUUUUGUAGAAGAGGAGACACAGCGUUCUCAGGAGCUCCUGCAGCGUCUAGACGCCCAUAUACAUAGUAUGAAGCAGGAGAAUGCGAAGACUGUCAGCAAGUACCUAGCCAAAGGCAGCAGCCCCCGCAACCCACACUGACCACACACACAUACACACACAUACACAUAUACACACACACACACACACACACACACACACACACAUACACACAUACACAUACACACAUACACACAUACACAUAUACACAUACACACAUACACACAUACACACACACAAAGUGCCUUUUAAGAUUCGGCCAAUAAAUUUAAAUUGUACUCCCCGUCAUGGAGGUUAAAAUCAUUGUCAGUAAAUAUGAUUAUUGCCAAAAGAAGGAAAAAUGGCCAAUCCAAUAGGGACCGCAUUUCGACUGCUGGAUGUUUGGCAACAUAUGCAGUCUCACCCAGCACUGAAGCAUACAAUACCUCUGUAGCGAUUGCACUAAUGAAUGACCUGGAUGUGGACCUUCAUUAUGACUCUAUUUUAACUCAACCUCUGAUUGACCAGGUUCGGUGCUGUGACUGAAGUCUGACUUUUUACUAUGUAGCACUUUAGGACAAUGUUUUUCCAUGCUUUUUUUUCUCUUGUAUCCUAUCUCUCUUCCCCCUUUUUUCCCCACAAUCUCUCUCCGUUUAAUACAAUCCAUGUUUAUGUGUACAAUUAACAAAUUUGUGAACAGUUUUUAAACUUUUCUGAGUUAUAGUGGAGAACCUGUUGGAGUUACUGUAUUAAAUGAGCUUGUAUUGUUUA
This is a messenger RNA of Clarias gariepinus (North African catfish), 3017 nucleotides long. RefSeq names its product centrosomal protein 63 (gene cep63). The record is from RefSeq and is a predicted model, not a curated record. Lineage: Eukaryota; Metazoa; Chordata; Actinopteri; Siluriformes; Clariidae. Gene Ontology annotation, cellular component: centriole. The transcript is spliced from 15 exons. Bases 270 to 2369 code for a protein of 699 amino acids. Gene Ontology annotation, biological process: centriole replication; de novo centriole assembly involved in multi-ciliated epithelial cell differentiation.